AUGGCCCCAAUUCCACCGGCUGAUCUGGAUGGGGACAACCCUUCCUCCGAUGUUGGCGACAGUCAGGAUUCUCCGCUGCGCCGUCAGUUUUCGGAGCCCUUUCGCCCUCAAUCCACUUCUACUCAAAUGUCGCAGUCACCAGAGCCGAUCCAUCAAGUGAAGUGCGAUUGGUGCGGGAAGCUUUUGAUGCUCCCAAAUGACCAAAGUAUUACCGAAGAAGAUGUUCUCAAUGAUCACAUUAACGAAGCACACCCCAAAGCAAUUAGCUUCGGCUAUGAUGGUGCCGAAGAUGGUGCCGAUGAGACCUAUGACGAUACCGCCGACCUUCAGGAUGAUGACGUCGUUGAAGAAGAGGAAGAAGAAGAAGAGGCCGCAGCUGAUGCCGGCGCUGAUGCUGAGGCCGAGGCCGAUGUUGAUUCCGCUCGGCCUGAAGGGGUCGAACCUCAAGAAGGCGAAGAGAUUACGAUUGUCACCACAGAUGACGCAAAUGACACUCAACCAACUACAACUACAGUGAGUGUCAGCAAUGCGCCUGCAGAUAAGCUUGACCUGCUUGAGUGGCUCUCCAACCCGCGUGCAUCAUACCCAGAAGAAUAUCGCGCUCGCAUAGCCACAUGGAAGAGAGGCGACGUCAAAACGCGCCUCCAUCGAUUCUGGACUGUCCACGACACCGCUAGGUUCUCGCCUGAGUAUGAAACGGAUGCCGCCAAGCAUGAAUCCCAUUGGGACAGCGCUUUCCAUGACUCGUCGAAGCCCAAAAAGCGUGAUGCGGCUGAACCGCUCCCUCACGUUCUUCCCUACAAAAAGCCCAGAGUCGAGAAAGAUCAAUUCCUUGAACUCCAAAAUAAAGAGCUUGACAGCUUGGUGGAGAUGCUCCGCGCCCCCGAAAAAUACUCACCUGAGGAACUUUAUGCCAUCUCAGAAACUGCGGCGUUCGCCUUGAAAACACUUCAAGAUGAAUGGUUGGCCCUUGAUGCUCUUUACUUGAAAGCGAACCGCCACAAACGUGAUGAUGCAUCGUACGAGGCCAAGAAACAUCACUUGCAAGGCCACAAGAAAAAAGGUGGACCGCCUCUGGCUCGUGUCAAUGAAGAUAAGCUUGACUUUGAAGAGAAAAAAGAAGCAAUGCUAUAUGGGUACAAGCACACCUACUUCCCUAACAACACACCACUGGUCCCCAUCCGCAUACCCCAAGAUCCAUUUGUCCAAGGAGGCUUCGUCCCUACACCCGCACAGGCGAGGAAGAUGAUUGCGAAGCAGAAAGACUAUGGUGACCGAAACAUGGACAACUGGGAUACCAUGAAGAUACACGGGCUCGAGUAUCAUCCUCAAAUGUAUGAGCCUCGACGGGAGCCACUUGCCCCAAAAGUCACUCGGAAACGCAAGGCUGCAGAGGUCGAAUUGCCUGCCAAGGAUCCUGACACCGAUGAUGAUCAGAACAAUAGUGAGCCUGGAGAUGAAACCGAAGAAGAAGAUCAUCCGGCAAAGCGGCGAAACCGACCUCGCGGCGGCAAGCGGGCCGCUGCAGAAUCUUAUCACUCAGACAAUGCCCCUCGCCGUGGCGCUGGUCGCGGUCGCGGCCGCGGCCGAGGCCGAGGUAACGGUCGACUUGCCUCUUCUCGUGCAACAUUUGAGGUCACCCCGGUUCCUGCGACACAAACCUCAGGUCGUGGCCGAGGCCGACGUGGUGCCAGCACUCUUGGCUCGUCUGCAACUCCUUCGGCAGAAACUACCUUCCCUGUCACAGAACCAGUUGGCACAGAGAGCCCCACUGGACAAGCACAAGCACAACCCAAGAAAGAGACUCUCUCCGCCGAGGCGAUCGAGGAGGCCAGAAGACAGAAGAUUGCCAAUUCAAAGAACCCCAAGAGAACGAAAGCUAUGCUCGAUCACUGGGACCGGUUCAACCGAGAAGGACGCAUUCGCAACCCCAAGCGUUCCAAGGCUCAGAUUGAACAGGACCGAACUGUCGACGGCCCUGAAGAUUCCAUGCCAAACCCUAUGGGACCUGGCGGCCCCGGAAAUCACAACCGCUCACCCUCACUCGCCCCUCUUGCUGGCAACCUCGCCCCUAAGGGAUCCGGCUUGCCCUCAAUGGCGAGCGUGCAAGCACAGCAACACAUGCCUCCCACAUUCCCACCCAUGGGGGUGGCUCACUAUGGCCCCGGACCUGUAAACCCAUAUGGUCCUCCGCCACCUGGUCCCCCCAUGGCGCAAUUGGGGCAACCGAUGCCUCCUCAAUAUGCACCAUUCCCAUAUGUCCAAUACGGAAUGGGCCACCUCCCCGGCUCUCGCGACCCACGGGACCCACGCCAUUAA
Penicillium brevicompactum is the source of this 2319-nucleotide messenger RNA. RefSeq lists its product as uncharacterized. Bases 1 to 2319 code for a protein of 772 amino acids. Lineage: Eukaryota; Fungi; Ascomycota; Eurotiomycetes; Eurotiales; Aspergillaceae. The record is from RefSeq and is a predicted model, not a curated record. The transcript has a single exon.